Molecule: messenger RNA, 8697 nt
Organism: Heterocephalus glaber (naked mole-rat)
Lineage: Eukaryota; Metazoa; Chordata; Mammalia; Rodentia; Bathyergidae
Gene: Gfpt1
Product: glutamine--fructose-6-phosphate transaminase 1
Biological process (GO): protein N-linked glycosylation; carbohydrate derivative biosynthetic process; UDP-N-acetylglucosamine metabolic process
Molecular function (GO): carbohydrate derivative binding; L-glutamine:D-fructose-6-phosphate transaminase (isomerizing) activity
Source: RefSeq, a predicted model, not a curated record
CGCAGACGAGGCCCAAUGGGGCGUGCGGCGGCGGCGCGGUGCGCUUCGAGGGGCGGGGACCAGGGUCGGUUGCUGGCUGGGACGGGGAGUCGGAGAAAGCUGUCGUCGCCGGAGCUGUGGUUACCUCAGCAGUGGCAGCCUCGGCCGUCGCAUCCCAGUGGGAGUUGUGUCUCCGCCACUCCGGCCCCCGCUCUCGCCUGCCGCCCCCGAAGCUCGCGUGUGCGCCCGGGAUCUCGCCAGCCCUUCGUCCUUCGCCCUGCGGGUCGCAUCUCCAGCAUCAUGUGCGGUAUAUUUGCUUACUUGAACUACCAUGUUCCUCGCACAAGACGAGAAAUCUUGGAGACCCUAAUUAAAGGCCUUCAGAGACUGGAGUACAGAGGAUAUGAUUCUGCUGGUGUGGGGAUUGAUGGUGGCAAUGACAAAGAUUGGGAAGCCAAUGCCUGCAAAAUUCAGCUCAUUAAGAAGAAAGGAAAAGUUAAGGCACUGGAUGAAGAAGUUCACAAACAACAGGAUAUGGAUUUGGAUGUAGAGUUUGAUGUGCACCUUGGAAUAGCUCAUACCCGUUGGGCAACACAUGGAGAACCCAAUCCUGUCAAUAGCCACCCACAGCGCUCUGAUAAAAAUAAUGAAUUUGUUGUUAUUCAUAAUGGAAUCAUCACAAACUACAAAGACUUGAAAAAAUUUUUGGAAAGCAAAGGCUAUGACUUUGAAUCUGAAACAGACACAGAGGCAAUUGCCAAGCUUGUUAAGUACAUGUAUGACAAUUGGGAAAGUGAAGAUAUCAGUUUUACUACAUUGGUGGAGAGAGUUAUUCAACAAUUGGAAGGUGCUUUUGCACUUGUAUUUAAAAGUGUUCAUUUUCCUGGGCAAGCAGUUGGCACAAGGCGAGGUAGCCCCCUAUUGAUUGGUGUUCGGAGUGAACAUAAGCUUUCUACUGAUCACAUUCCAAUACUCUAUCGAACAGCUAGGACUCAGAUUGGAUCAAAAUUCACACGGUGGGGAUCACAGGGAGAAAGAGGCAAAGACAAGAAAGGAAGCUGUAAUCUGUCUCGUGUAGACAGCACGACUUGCCUUUUCCCUGUUGAAGAAAAAGCAGUAGAAUAUUACUUUGCUUCUGAUGCAAGUGCUGUCAUAGAACACACCAACCGAGUCAUCUUUCUGGAAGAUGAUGAUGUUGCGGCGGUGGUAGAUGGCCGUCUUUCUAUCCAUCGAAUUAAACGAACUGCACGAGAUCAUCCUGGAAGAGCUGUACAAACCCUCCAGAUGGAACUCCAGCAGAUCAUGAAGGGCAACUUCAGUUCAUUUAUGCAGAAGGAAAUUUUUGAGCAGCCAGAGUCUGUUGUGAACACAAUGAGAGGAAGAGUCAACUUUGAUGACUAUACUGUGAAUUUGGGUGGUUUGAAAGAUCACAUUAAAGAGAUCCAAAGGUGUCGGCGUUUGAUUCUUAUUGCUUGCGGAACAAGUUACCAUGCUGGUAUGGCAACACGUCAGGUUCUUGAAGAGCUGACUGAGUUGCCAGUGAUGGUGGAACUAGCCAGUGACUUCCUGGAUAGAAACACGCCAGUCUUUCGAGAUGAUGUUUGCUUUUUCAUUAGUCAAUCAGGUGAAACAGCAGAUACCCUGAUGGGUCUUCGUUACUGUAAGGAGAGAGGAGCUUUGACUGUGGGGAUCACAAAUACAGUUGGCAGUUCUAUAUCAAGGGAGACAGAUUGUGGAGUUCACAUUAAUGCUGGCCCUGAGAUUGGUGUGGCCAGUACCAAGGCCUACACCAGCCAGUUUGUGUCCCUUGUGAUGUUUGCCCUUAUGAUGUGUGAUGACAGAAUCUCCAUGCAAGAGAGACGCAAAGAGAUCAUGCUUGGAUUGAAACGGCUGCCUGAUUUGAUUAAGGAGGUCCUAAGCAUGGAUGAUGAAAUUCAAAAAUUGGCAACAGAACUUUAUCAUCAGAAGUCAGUCCUGAUAAUGGGAAGAGGCUAUCAUUAUGCUACUUGUCUCGAAGGGGCACUGAAAAUCAAAGAAAUUACUUACAUGCAUUCGGAAGGCAUCCUUGCUGGUGAAUUGAAACAUGGCCCUCUAGCCUUGGUGGAUAAGUUGAUGCCUGUUAUCAUGAUCAUCAUGAGAGAUCACACUUACACCAAAUGUCAGAAUGCUCUUCAACAGGUAGUCUCCCGGCAGGGGCGCCCUGUGGUAAUUUGUGAUAAAGAGGAUACUGAGACCAUUAAGAACACAAAAAGAACAAUCAAAGUGCCCCAUUCAGUGGACUGCUUGCAGGGCAUUCUCAGUGUGAUCCCCUUACAGUUGCUGGCUUUCCACCUUGCUGUGCUGAGAGGCUAUGAUGUUGAUUUCCCACGGAAUCUAGCCAAAUCUGUAACUGUAGAGUAAAGAGCAUCGGAAACUUGGGAUGAUUAAGCAACACAAGACACCUUUUGUAUUUAAAACUUUGAUUUGAAAUAUCACCCCUGGAAGCCUUUUUUAGUAAAUCCUUAUUUAUGUAUCAGUCAUAAUUAUUCCACUAAAUUUGUGAUUUUUGUGAAAUUGCCUCAUAUUUUUCCAGUACUGUGUGUGGGAGUUUGAAUAAUGAAAUCUAUAUUAGAAUCUGUAUCCAGAAAGAUUUUAGCUGUCAUUUUCUUUAGAGAACUGGGUAUUGAACUUCUGAGUCCUUCCCUUCCAUCUGGGAGGAUUAUGUUUUUAAACUCUUAUGUUCUUAUGUUUUUAAACUCAUUGGCAUUUGUUUUACCAGGGUUCUAUUCAUUCAGACCAAUGAAAGAGUGGUUCAUUUAAUUGGAGUAUCUAAAGGCAGUGACAAUGUAUGCUAAAACUUGGACAUUUACUGAAGGUUUCGCUAAGUUAUAUAUAAAUAGAUACUGUGAUUUAUUUUGAAGCUUGUUCCUGUUUUGUUUUUAAAUCAAAUUGAAAACUUUUCUUGGUAGGAUUUAUAUGUAAGUUUAAUUACCUUAUUUCUCAAACGUCUUUUAUCUGUAAGUGGAACUAAUUUAGGAAGCAAAAUGUUAUAGUAGUGCAUUGGUGUUAUCCAACCCUUAAUAGAACAUAUGUACAUAGUUUUAUAGUACAGACUUUGAAUUUGAACUGCUUUGGACAACUGACAAUAUGAUUUUAAAUUUGAAAAUGAGGUGUUGGAUAUCCUACUCUUGUUUUUUCAUUUCCUAAAAGUAGUUUUUAUUUCCUUAUAUCUGUAGUUUUUAUUUUUAAAUAACUGUUGAAGGAUAUUAUUUAUCUCUUUUUUUUAAUCACAACACAGAGCUGCUGUCAAAUCAAUACUGAUAUAAGUAUUCUCUUCAAUUUUGUCCCAAGGAAGAAUUUUCUGCAGUUAAUUUAACUUCUUCCAUUUCAUUGUUACAUAACACUAAUACCCAGUUUAGAACUUCCUUGCAAUUAUUUGGAAGAUUUGCAAGUCUUUGACUAAUCAUUUGACUUUAAAUGUGUAUGGUAGGCUAGGCUCAGAAAGAUAAUAUGCUUUAUACUGCUAUUAAUGAAGAGUGGCAUCAGUUGAGUGUUACUUCCUACGUGUUUCUUCUGAAUGUAUUUUCUGUGUUCAAUCCCUGCAGUUAAUCUAGGAAUGAAGGUGCUGUUAAUAUGCAUUCAGGUUAGCUAGUGUCAGUUUGACAAUUUUGAUUAAAAUAUUUAAAAUAGUGUGAUACCCCGUAAUGUUACUAAUAAUUUCUUCACAGAGCUUUUUGGGCCAGAUCUUGGGGGCUACAGAAGAAUAUAUGUUAUGGGGUUAUAAUUUGGUUAAGUCCUUUUCUUCAAAAAUUUUCACUUUUAAAUUGUGAAGGUGAAAUAUUUAGUAUGAUUAUUAAGCUCAGUCAUUUCUUCUUUUUGUAUUUGAACUUCUUGAUAAAGUUAAGAUUUUGUAAUAGGUAUUAUUGUUGCAAGAAAAGCACAGAAUUCUGCUUGUGUUUGAGGGUUAGAGAAGGAAUUGACAUAUUUUGAGGUAAUGUAGAAGGACCUUCAGUGUUGGAGAUAGAAACCUAAUUGUUUUAGAAGAUAAAGUCAUUACAUCUAUUUAGCUACUAUAGCUAUUCUUAACUAUUGUUUCUAAGAUUAUUUUGUAUAAGCCUGCUAGUUUUAGUAUGUGUGUAGUGUCACUUCUUAUGUUUGGUAUAAUAGCAUUUGACACACAUGAAUUGUAUGGGUUUGUAGGAUCUCUUUUAAAUUAUUUUAAUGAGAUAAUUUUGUGUAUCAUUAUGGGAUACAGUGUGGUAUUUUAUUACAUUUACACAUUGUGAAAUGAUCAACUCAGGAUGCUUAGGUUAUCUAUCAUCUCAAUCAUUUAUCAUUUCUUAGUGAUGAGAACAUUCAGAGUCCUGUCUUGUAGCCACGUUGAGGUACUCUCUUCAGUGUUGUUGACUGUAAUAAUCAGUCUGUGUAAUAGAAUGCCAGAAUUAUUCCUCCCAUCUGGUUGUGACUUUGACUUUGUACAUGUUGACCAGUCUGCCCCUUCACACACACAUUCCAAGCUAGGGUAUGUUCUAAACUGAAUAUAGACCAAAAUAAAGAACAAAGUGGUAUUUUCCAAAUAAAUAUGGUUUCUCUUCCCUCUUUUUUCUUGCUUUCUACCCCAUUUAAUGUAAUGGUUUUUAAAUGCUUUUAUAGAGUAAUUCUUAAUACAAAAAAUAUUAUAAUUAGGCAAGCCACUGAGUGAGCAUACCAGCUAAAAUCACUGUAAUAUAGGACACAAAAAUUUGAAUUUUCAAAAGAAAUUCUCUGAAAAAAUAUUCCUUUAUAUAAAAAGUUCUGUCUUGUAGUGCAUUUGAAGUUUAAAAUCACUCACAUAUUAUUACUGUUUUAGGCAGGUGGACAUGUGUAGUAUCUAACACAUGGCCCAGUAAAUGGUUAUUACUUUGAAGUUAGCUUUUCUGCUUUUUUUUAAUCACCAGGAGUAAAGAUCAUAGAAAAAUUAAUGUUAAUUAUUUUUAAUUUAUCACAACUAUUUCAACAGGUGUUUAUUCAUACCUAUUAUGAGCAAGUCACUGUUUUAGGCAUUAAAAAUAACAUCCUUAGAGCCAAGUCAUUUUGCUUCCAAGUGGCCUCAUUACUUGUGAAGACUGAGUUCACAGGAAGGCACAGGAUAAGAGUGGGAAGAUGGAGGUGAGCUGAGUUUUUAAUGCUGUGAGUGAGUGGAUUUGUUUACUUAAAUAAUAGUUCAAAUUUUGGGAUAUAUCAUUUCAUAAGAAGUGAAAUGCACUUGUUCAGUAAGCUAUCAUCACAGGCUAUAAAUGAUACAUUCUCUAUGGUACUCUAAAGCAGCAGUCAUUAAUGUACAAAGACAAAAAAUAAAGGUUCUUGCUCAAAGGGAACUGGCACAGGAUGAUGUGUAGAUUGGCUGUUGAUUGAGUGAGCUAAUACAAGCUUUUUCUUUUAGAUAUUUUAGCAGGUGGCUUCUGUAAGGAAAUUGUCAUCUUAUUUUUGAAUCUAGGUCUCUCAUCCUGAUUUCCUUCUGUUUUUGACUCCUUGGUAAUAGUCCUCUGACAUUUAUUUCUAUUACUCUUCAAAGAAAGAAAACCAGCUGAAGUGUUUGCUUUAACAUGUCUUAAGUCCCUUGGAGAUCAGUUUUUUCUCUUCUUUUUUUCAGUUAGGAUAUUCUAUAGCAAUAAAAGAGGAAGACUGAUGGUACCUAUUGAUUGUAUGCUACAAUUUAAGUGAUUUUUUUAAAAAAAGCACAAUACCUUUGAGAAGUAUUUAUUGAAAAAUGAUCAUAGUUCACAUUGAUUUUGGGGAGGCCAAAGAAAUUUAAUAGAAUGAUAAAGAUACUUGUUUUACAAUAUCCACAUGUUUAGUACAUUUUGUGUAUGAGAAUACCAGGCAGAGUAUUUUCCCCAUGGAAAUAGAUUUAAGAUUUAUUUUUACUGUUAUUAGAGUCUCAAGUUUAGAAGUUUUAACACAUAAAUCAUUUUCCCCCACUAUAUUUAAAUGUUACGAAUUUAAACGUAUCUUUAAAUUUGGGACAGUGACAACCCAGUAAUAUUGAGAGUUAAAAUUAUAGUUAACUCACAGAAUUGUUAAAUUUUACCAUAUUAACCUGUAAGUCUGUAAGUUUGGUAUCAAAAUUUAUGUAAUAAACCAUAAGUAAUGGCUAAUGAGAAUAUCUUAGGAAAUUCUUAAAUUACCUUGGUUUCUACACUGGUUUUCAGAAUGAAUGUAGAAAUGAUCUUGUUAGCUUUUUGAAUGUUCUGUAGUUGUAUGUGUUUUUGCUUAAAUAAAACUUCUGGUAUUUAAAUUAUACUUUUAGGGGAGGGGUUAGAAUCAUCUUUGCUUUGUUUCUGUUUUGUGUUCUUUAAAAUGAAAGUUUAAUUUUCAGAGCGAGUUGGUUACUUUGUCCUCUCGUCUUGUUAAGUCCAGUGACUCUAAGCUAGAACUGUGAAUAAAUUACCAAAAACUUGCUGAGAAUUUCAUUUUGAAGCAAUUUGCCAAUAUUUGAAGUUUAUACACACACACACACACACACACACACACACAUAUAUAUGUAUAUGUAUAUAUAUAUAUAUAUAUAGUGGUUUUUAAAAUUAUGCUGUACUAAGAAUGUAGGCAAUGUUUUACAUUAGUUAUUAGUAAACAUUUCUGAUACUGAAAGGUUCAUUACUGUUGCUUUUAUAAAUAAUUAUACAUAAGUGUAAGCAAAAUACUAAAAGCCACAUGUCUCUCUACACCAGAUUCUCAGUUGUUCUGGAAAGGAUCAUCAUAUAUGGCUAUGUACUCUUUCUGAUAUCAUACUCUAUAGGUACUAUACCUUCUCAAAUUACCUUAAUUUUUUGUAAUAAUCUGUAGCAAAUUUCCAGGGUUAUGCUAGGAUUAAAACUUUUAAGUGCAUCAGUAGUUGUAAAAGAAUAUAUACGGGAGUGGCAAGACAAUCUAAAGUUUCAGUGUACCUGUCAAUCUGUUAAUUAUAGAACAAAGAUCCCCUUUACAGAAUCCUUUCAUAAACAGCGAGCUAGACUCUUUCCCUAGUGGGUACAGCACUUGCUCUGUUUUGCAGGAGACUCAGACUAGUGUGGUUCAAAUGAAUAGAUGUUCUGUCUGGCCUGUCCACUCAGUGAGGUCUCUGCAUCCUCUCAUUCCUCCCUCACGCUCGCACUCCCCCUCUUCAGCAAAGCCUCAGAUUGCCUCACCAGUGUGCAUCAUUUUUUCCACAGGCUUCACUUCCGAUAUAAAAUUGAGCUUUACUUCUACUGAACAGUUUUUGGUAAAUUCUCCUGAAUUGACUCUAAGUAUUCACUGAGUGUUUAAUAAAGAGCAAGAAAUAAUUUCUCUAAAAAGUAAAAGGCCACUUUUCAUCACGUGGCCUUUAGAGAAAAAAACAGUUCUUUAAACUUUUUGGAUAAGGGAAAGAAGUACAGAUUAAGUUUCUUAUUAAUCUAUAGGCCAAUAUGUCUCAUUUUUUAAGGUGUUAUAGGAGCAUUAUAAACUUAAUAACAUCUUGGAAAUAAAAACUAAUAAAAACUAAUCUUGUGCUUAUACACAGAAAAAUAAUCAGAUUAUGAGUUAUUUAGUCAGCUCAUCCUUCCCAGAAAGUAUACAUGUAGUAAGAUAAAUUCAUUCUCUUUUUGGUGAGCAUGUAUGAAACAGAUUAUUUUAAGAUUGAAAGGCAUAUUUGUGAACUUCAUGGUACAUGAUUCAUUGCUGACAUUCUAAGGUUUGCCUAUGUAUUUUCUCAUAGAGAAUGCUGCUGUGUAACCAUAUUUUCCUUUUUAUGUUUCAGAAGACAUUGAAUAUGAAGUAUGGAUGUGUAAUUAAAAAUAUGGAAUAAAAAUGGAGCUUUUAAACAGAGAAAUACUCUCUGGAUUGAAUUAUAGUUUCUCCAUUUAUUUAUCAACCUGACUCUAUAUGUGUAAAAUUAAAAAGUCUGUGAUAAUUAGGAUGAAAAUAAGUGGCAUAUUUUCAUGUUUUUAAUUUCUGGCAUAUACUGAGUGAUAUAGAAGCAUUCAACAAUUUAAAAACCAAAGCUACCAAAUAAGUUGUAUAAUGAAAUUCAUAAACAUAAAAAUUUAACAGCUGUUGUAUAUUCUUGGGUUCUUUACGAGUUAAUUUUUACCUCUGUCACCUUUGUAUGUUUUGAAAUGGAGGCACAUAGUGAGAUCUUGGGAGGCAAAUUGUGAGUAUUCCCAAGCAUAAAAUACUGAGAAUUUCAGAUCCGUUAUACCUAAAGAGCAAAUGAGGGAAGCAGUAUUGCUUUACUAACAAACUGCUUUGUCCUUAACUUACAUUUUCCUAAUUUGUGAGACUCAAAGGUUGAUAUGCAUUAAUAGUAUGAGAUUGUCAUACAACAUACAAGCUACAGAGACUUAGAUGUAUCCAGAUCACUAUAGUUUCUGCCUUUAGCUCCCUUCCAGGUGAUGUUGUGGUCCUCAUUCUAAUAUGGCAUCAGUUAUUGGUGUUUUUGGAUGCCAAAUUCAAUGUGAGAUGGACAGAUAGAAAGCUUAAUAUAUUGUCUUUAAUGCCUUACUGGGAAGGAAAAUGUCUGAGACAAUAAAGGCUUAGAUUCUAGGCAAAAUAAAAUUGCACUAUAUCUGAGUGUUUUUCUGUUAGACCUGAAUAUAUCUAGCCAGUUUGACUUACGGAGUUAAAAAAAAAAAAGCCCUGUUGUAUUUUGUAUGUAGAAUUGUUUUGAAGUAUCAAGCAUAUUUGCUUUGAAUUUUAUCUUGUGCUUUCUUUUUUUAUCCUUUGAAUAAAAUGUAAACCCAG